CACAUAAACAUUCAGACAGGGAAGAGAGAGAGGAGAGAGAGAAAGAGAGAGAGGAGAAAGAGAGAGAGGAGAGAUAUGUUGUUUCAGGUGGGAGGGCAAGGGACUCGUCCCACCUUCUUCGAGAUGGCCGCCGCCCAGCAGCUCCCGGCCAGUCUUCGCGCCGCCCUCACCUAUUCCGUUGGCGUAUUGGCUUUAAGAAGACCAUUUCUCCACAAGGUGUUGGACUAUGAAGAUGAAUUCUUUGCUUUGUUGAUGCUUGUUCUUGAAACUCAUAGCUUACGCACUACAGAUGCUUCUUUUGCUGAAUCUUUAUAUGGCUUGAGAAGGAGAGCUGUGAAGAUAAAAGUGAAGAAGGACAAUACCCAUCUGAACUUAGGUGGUGAGAUUAACCAUUCUGGGUUGGAGAAGCGCCAGAAAGUUCUUUCUGUUGUCUUUCUGGUUAUACUGCCAUAUUUCAAGUCAAAAUUGCAUUCAGUGUACAAUAGAGAAAGGGAAGCCAGGCUUCAAGCAAGUUUAUGGGGACAUGAUGAUGAAAGAUUUGAUGAUGUUGAUAUAAUUGGUAGAGAGGAGGAUUCUCUUAUUCCAAGAGGAACCUCUGAUGCAGGAUUAUCAGUUCGGACACGUCUGGCUAAGAAGAUUCAGAAAAUUAUAGGGGCUUGCUACCCCUGGGUAUAUGCUAGUAGUGAAGGAUUAUCUUUUGCUUAUCAGCUGUUAUAUUUGUUGGAUGCUACUGGAUUCUAUUCCUUAGAAUUACAUGCUCUUGGUAUUCAUGUCUGUCGAGCUACAGGGCAAGAGCUUAUGGAUACCUCAUCUAGAAUUUCAAAGAUCAGAAGCCAUGAACGUGAGAGACUUCGUGGUCCUCCCUGGUUGAAGAAAGUGCAAGGACUACUACUCAGCUGUACGUACACAGUUCUUGAUUACGCACAAACUGGGUUAAUUGCGGCAGUAUUCUUUUUCAAAAUGAUGGAAUGGUGGUACCAAUCUGCUGAAGAGAGAAUGUCAGCUCCAACUGUAUAUCCUCCGCCCCCACCUCCCCCUCCCCCUCAGGUAGCAAAAGAGGGUAUUCCUCUGCCACCCGACAGAACACUUUGCCCCUUGUGUUCACAGAAGCGGGCAAAUCCAUCCGUAGUUACAGUUUCGGGGUUUGUCUUCUGCUAUGCUUGUGUAUUCAAGUAUGUCUCUCAGUAUAAGCGCUGCCCGGUCACAUUACUGCCUGCUAACGUCGACCACAUAAGGAGACUCUUUCAUGAUAUGUAGAAAAUUCAGUCUGCUGUUGUGAGGAAGAAAAUCUAGCCGGCCUGGACCCGGAUUUCCUUUGGCACUGCCAUCCGUCUUGAGCUUCUGGUAUCCUGCAAGAGGGAAAUGCCACAACAUUAGUCUAGUUUCUUGGAUACAUACGAUGUAGAUUUGGUUUAGUUACUUUUCCCUGCCAAAGAAAAUAAUUCUCCCCCCAAAGAAAUAGAGAUGUACCAACUGUCACGGGUCAAGAGAAUUGGGAUAUACUAACUAUUUGUGAAGUUUUUGCCUAGCAACUUUUUCUUUUCAACUUAAACACCCUUUCUUAUGUCAUCUACUUAGUAUUGCUCUAAACUACAGAUUGAUUGGA
This is a messenger RNA of Morus notabilis, 1606 nucleotides long. RefSeq names its product peroxisome biogenesis protein 12. Gene Ontology annotation, cellular component: peroxisomal membrane; peroxisomal importomer complex. NCBI's taxonomy places the organism in Eukaryota, Viridiplantae, Streptophyta, Magnoliopsida, Rosales, Moraceae. Gene Ontology annotation, molecular function: ubiquitin-protein transferase activity; zinc ion binding; protein binding. The record is from RefSeq and is a predicted model, not a curated record. The coding region runs from base 76 to 1257 and encodes 393 amino acids. Gene Ontology annotation, biological process: protein monoubiquitination; protein import into peroxisome matrix. The transcript has 10 exons.